Molecule: messenger RNA, 1566 nt
Organism: Arabis nemorensis
Lineage: Eukaryota; Viridiplantae; Streptophyta; Magnoliopsida; Brassicales; Brassicaceae
Source: the annotation of a GenBank genome assembly
AUGGAGCUCCUAAGCACGACCAAUCUCUUAGUACUAUCUCUUCUGAUUCUUGUAGUUCCGAAGAUAUGUGAAGCUUGUCGGAUCCUUGUUUGGCGGCCAUUGAUGCUAUCAAGAAAGUUCAAGAAACAAGGAAUCUCAGGUCCAAAAUACAGGAUCUUGCAAGGAAAUUUCCCCGAGAUAAGGAAGAUGAAGCAAGAAGCUAAGCUUACGGUUCUUGAUCCAAAUUCCAACGAUAUCUUCCCUCGUGUUUUGCCUCAUUUUCAUCAAUGGAUGUCUCAAUACGGAGAAACGUUUACUUACUGGCAAGGAACAGAGCCAAGGAUAUGCAUCUCAGAUCCUGAAGCUGCUAAACAGAUCUUAUCGAACAAGUUUGGUUUCUUUGCUAAAACAAAGACAAGACCAGAGGUCCUUAAACUUACUGGUAAUGGACUUGUCUUCCUAGAUGGUCUUAAUUGGGUUCGUCAUCGAAGAAUCUUGAACCCUGCAUUCUCCAUGGACAAAAUCAAGCUCAUGACCAAAUUAAUGGUGGAUUGCACUUUGAGGAUGUUGGAUGAGUGGAGAAAACAAGAGACUAGCGGAAAAACAGAACAAGUGUUGAUAAUGAACACUGAGUUUAAGAGAUUAUCCGCUGAUAUUAUAGCGACUGUUGCGUUUGGAAGCAGUUACGCGGAAGGAAUCGAAAUGUUUAAAUCACAAUUAGAGCUUCAAAAGUGUUGUGCUACUUCCAUUACUGAUGUCUUCAUCCCUGGAACUCAGUACCUUCCUACGCCUACGAAUCUUCAAAUAUGGAAGCUUGAUAGGAAAGUGAAUAAUACGGUCAAAAGAAUCAUAGAUGCGAGGCUAGAAUUGAAAGCGAAGAACGUGGAGACAGAUUACGGAAAUGAUCUUCUUGGAAUCAUGUUAGCAGCUGGAAGAUCUAACGAGUCUGAGAAAAUGUUGAACAUUGAUGAGAUCAUAGAAGAAUGCAAGACGUUCUUCUUCGCGGGACACGAAACUACUGCGAAUCUAUUGACAUGGAGUACGAUGUUACUUAGCUUGCAUCAAGAUUGGCAAGAGAAACUCAGAGAGGAAGUUUUCAACGAAUGCGGUAAAGACAAAAUACCAGAUUCAGAGGCCUGCUCCAAACUCAAACUGAUGAACAUGGUGUUGAUGGAGUCACUUCGUCUAUACGGACCAGUGUUAUAUAUGAUCCGAACAGCAUCAGAAGAUAUGAAAUUAGAAAGCCUAGAGAUCCCUAAAGGCACGACCAUAGUCCUCCCGAUCGUGAAGAUGCAUAGAGACAAGGCCGUUUGGGGAAGUGACGGCAAUAAAUUCAACCCGCUGCGAUUCAAAAACGGCGUUUCACGAGCCGCUAAUCACUCAAACGCUCUCCUAGCGUUCUCAAUGGGACCAAGAGCUUGCAUUGGUCAAAACUUUGCCAUGAUGGAAGCCAAGACCGUUCUCGCCAUCAUACUUCAACGUUUCCGGCUAAAACUAUCCGGCGAGUAUAAGCACGCGCCGGCUGAUCACGUCACUCUUCAGCCUCAGUACGGUAUACCGGUAAUUCUUCAACCUAUCGACGGUUGA